AUGGACACGUACCGUAGUCAUGCAUGCACUCGUUUCCUUCUCAGAACCCGGUCGCUAAAUGACCCUCUUUUUUCUCAAAUAGGUAUCUCGAAUUUCAGCGUCGCGCUGUUGCAGAUCGAUUUGGAAAGGGAUCCCUUCAUCCUACUUGUGGAACUACUUCACGGUAUCUGCCAUGACUUUGCGAGACAACCGCACUGCGACCGCCGUUCUGUGUCGGACACAUCCGAUCAUCACACCACAGGACCACCUUCUGCCUCGACACAAAUUUCAUCGCUUGCUUCACCACACCCCAAUCACCUGAUCGUCGCUCGGUUGAACGUUUUGGUCUUGCUUUCCAACCGCUUCGCUGCCAAUUCUAUCGCAUCCACACAUCAUAAUCAUUCGACCACGCGUUCCUGCAUACUUCGGGCUGUCUUCUAUGUGCUGCGAAUGGUGCUAUGGUCUCGGAACCGUUCUGUUCGUUGUGCUUCACUUCGUUGCCUGCGAUAUUAUCUGCGUUCUGUGUCGGACGUUCAUCUAUUCCUGGAGUCUCAGCUGGACUUCAUGGUUGCGAGGUGCCUUGAUUUGUCGUACGCGCCCGAGCCGAAUUCUAGUCUCACACGUGCUGUUGCUCCCAUCCCACAUGGGUUACUGGAUUCCACCUACGAAAAUGCUUUCGGCUUCGGAUUGUCCCCCGGACAGCUUCACCUCCCAUACGUACCGUGCACGCAGAUACCUGAAAAUGGAGAAGCUUCGGGAGAUCAUCAAGUUGCUUGGUCACGAAAACCGAUACAUCCAAAGCUGCGCCAAUCUCUGCUGCCUCGAUCUUCGCGAAAUCCAGGCCCGGUUACUUUUGCCUUCAAUUCAAGCAACCACUCUCUCGCGACCUCGAUGCCUGCGUCGGCUGAGCGGCAUUCAUUUCUGCGCCUAGCUUAUCACUUGGUUCGACUGGCACCACACCUGUUUCCUUCUAGUCUAAUACAAGCCGUGGCGGCUCCCUGCCUACGUGCCGGUCGGUUGGCUUCCUCCUGCCGACGUGAUCCUCUCAAUAAGAAGAACCUUCGUGAUACGCGCCAUACCCAGGCUUUUCCUCUGCUGACCAACUACCGUGUUGAUGCGGAUGCUCUGGUCGAUUCUUGUGCCUUAUCAACACGGGACGUAGCUGUUCGCAGUGGUCUUCUCAUACUUUCAGAGCUAGGUAGUCUUUCUCAUCUUAAUCCGAUGAAUUCAUCCCGAUUCCUCUCAUACAUCGGUCUCUUGAACAGCUUCCAACGUUCACACCCUUACAUUUCAUCCGCCGCUUGUGCCAAACUAUUCCUACUCACAAUGCUCCAAUCCUGGCCAGGGCUCUCCUACUUUCUCAACACAGGUCUGUCAUGUCUACAAACUAUUAUGCAUAAUCUCACUAUGGGAACCACUGAGAUGCGAAAUCUGGUUCUGGAUUUACUGUUCAGUUUGUUCCCCUCACUGCCGACUCUACAUCCGUCCAUAGAGCAUUUGGAAGCAGCUAUUCUCAGUUUGACAGAGGCUUUGGCCACUCAAGCAUCUAGCACCCUUCCCGUUUUCUCCAGCCGCGCUUCGUCGACACAGCCCCAAUCGACCAGUGAAGGUGUCCUACUACCUCAGAGACAGCUGGCAUGGGAUAUCACUGGAGGGUUUGUGGCCACUGAAGGCUGUCUGUUGUUCCCUCACUGGGCUUUGCUCUCCGGUUCCACCAUUGACCUCGUUCAAUGUCAUUCCGCACUCCUUUUGGCUACCCUUAUCCAAGCUGGCGUUUGCGAGGGUCUUAUACGGGCCAUUUCCGAUGUCAAUGAGGCCACCUCCACCCGAGCCGGUUUAUUAUUAGGAUUUAUAUCUUAUAAGUCUUCCACACUUCUUCCCUAUGACCAUCCGACUAGUCGUCGUGUGCGUCGUGUUUGCGAGACACUUCAGCCAUGCAAUCCUAGCAACCGUUUGGCUGUGCUUUGGCUCGACCGCGUGCAUCGCGUGAUGCGCUCACAUGACCUGAUGCGCUCCACCAAUCCUGCCAAUUUCGUUCGUGUCCCGUUGCACUCUCCAUUCCUCGAGUGUUUGGCUCACCCCACAGCACCGCAUAGGCCCAACGAACUCAAUCCUACCACCGUGUCGUCGCAUUCCCAUCUUCUUCAGGUCUUAGAGACGUGGAUUGACCAACUCAUUUUCCAAUCGAAUGUCAUUCAACCCAUACCACUGAAAUCUUCCAUCUCUAAUCGUCCAAGUACACCUCCAUCGAACCUUAUUAUGGAUGUGGACCAAUGGGAUUGGGACUCGUUACUGUCAUUGGGCCGAUACCUGUUUGAUCUACGGUCCACCAUCUCAUGGGAGGAGCAUCAUAGGAUGGAUUUUCUUCAUCGUGUGAUGGAAUUCAUCACGCCUCCCACAGAAUGGUUUUCCAAAUGUCCCCACGAUAAGUCAUCCGUUGAGGGAGUUUGUGCCACCGCUGGCAAACUCAGUCCCCUCGAUGCUAGUAAUUUGGUCUCUACGAUGGACGCUGCUUCGGCCCGGUGCUUUCGCAAGGACAAAAAUUCAACUCCUAUAUCUCAGCGCCAAAGAUCGUUCAGCGCCAUCACCAGUGGUGCUCCCGGUGUCAAUUUCUCCCUUCCAGACUCCUCUUGGACCUCAGGGGUUCUCCGUUCCAACUUGGCUCUUUUGUCGCGUACUUGGCACCAUGCUUCUUCUGCUGCUAUCUUGAUGACCGGAUUGAUUUUGCAUUUAGCUCUAUAUCCCACGACAUGUGAACCUGGUCGAUUGUUAACGAAAUUUCUCUCUGCCAUACGCGAAACUUUGAGUGCAUCUCUGGAUCGUCUAUCAAGCAGAAUGUGUGCUCCUUCGGAGGACGUUGAUGUGUUCCAUCCGAACCGAUUGGCUGACAGCUGUUCUGGCUUGCUUUUUCUGGCUCUUGGGCGCCUUACUUCCAACGAGGCUGGUGAGGCACAUCUCGAGUCUAGUGGACUUUGUCCUCUCUUUCUCAGACUAUUCACAUUUCCUGCCCCGUCGAAUGAGAAACAUGUUGUGCAUCGGUCUUUGCUAGCAAAACUACUGCUCUCUUCACUGGAUUUCACGCGUUCCGGUGGAUUGUCUCAAAAGAUUCUAACAGCUGCUGUCGAGAGCGAUUCGAAGUCGAUCCAACUGUACACCGUUCAGCUGAUGCGAUUACUUCUCAGACUCCGCACACCACUCGACUGCGCCUGGUACCUGGACCUCAUCAGCAAACUCUGUUUUAAUCUUUCGCUGCGUGUUUCUCACCAGGCUCUUCAACUGCUUGAGGAGACCUGUUCCAAUCCUGUGUGCUUGCGAAUGCUAACUUCCCUCGUGUUGCGUGAUCCUUCCUCCGGGACGCCUACCGCUUUGUCCGAUCUUCUUACCCCUCUCGGAUUUCGAUUGUUAGGUCGCACUUCGGGUCCCAUCGGACACAGGAUCUUCGGCCAUAUCUUAUCGCACGGAGCUGCAUUUCACCGCAUUGCGUCGUGCACCCUGAAACCAGUGGAUCGUACCGUUUCACCGACACAUUUGAACUUGCAAAGUGGAGAAUCCCAGGCGGAAACCCUAAUAGAUUGGAUGUUGAAUGCGGCUCGAUCGAGCUUCAACCUGGCCUACGUACUAGAACUGGACAACCGUCUAAACGGCUUGUUUAUCCCGUCUAUGUCACGGCCACGAUUAUCGAUCCAACCCUCCGAUGAGGCAUAUGAAUGGCUACGCCUACAUUGCUGUGAUUCUGCAUGUCCGUCACGGGCUCACCUUGAGGACUCUGACAACAAUGAUGAUGACUCCUUCAGCCUAGACGAUUUGUAUCGGCCGAGUAAUCAGGAUUUUGGAUUUCUUGAAUCUGCCUUCAACUUGACAGAAACAUCAACCCAUUCCCUUUUCGUGAAGCAGCACGGUGCACCAAGACACCGUCUUGCUGAUGACCUAUUCUCUCUUCCUAUUCCAGUGCAUUUGUACGGCUGCCUUGCCGUACACGAAGCCGGAUUUCAAUUGCUGGUUUCCCGAGGUGACCUGGAGACCUUGCUUGGAACUCUGAAUGCAUCGGUGCAAGCUUCCGUCAAACAGCCAUCAGGCGUGUCUUCUUCGUACUCACGCAACCCGCCAAGCGUUCUGGAAACCAAAGCAGCUCUAUGGGCGUUAGCUCAUGUAUGUUCCUCUGGCUUUGGCCGGACGUGGUUGGCUCAACAAAAGAAGCUAGUCGGUUCUUUCAAGCUGCUUGCCACCGAGGCUCCAUGUGUCGGAGUACGAACUACCGCCUGGUUGUGUCUAAACCUAAUUACUUUCAAACUUGGCGGUGGUGCUUUUGCUGAACUUGCUUCACCACCCUCCACUGAUGCUGCUUGUGACGACGGUUGCGCAUGGAUUGCAAGCGAUGGUUUCUGCUCCACUUCAGCCCGUCGACCAGCUAUUCCUCUCACUAACACAAUCGAUCACGGGAACUGCGGUGAUUUUGCACAAUCCGCAACUGGAACCGUUUUCUCGGUAUCACAAGUUUCGCAUUCACUUACCUCAACGCUUCCGAAUGGCAUGGUGUACGAAACGGCUACGGCCGUCUAUUCCUCGGCACCAACUGUCGCCGGAAAACCGCCAUCAAACAGUUCCAAGUUUUUGAAGGUUUUGACAAAAUAUGGAUCCUCGUCUUCACGUUCACGUCGGUGGUUCGUUCGUCGGGACCCUCCUUGGAGAAAGCAGCUCUCUUCGCCUCCCCUCGGUCUAAUGUCAAGUGUCCACUUGUGUGAUUCAGCUCUUCAUCAAGCGGCGGAUCUUCCAGUCAAAAUCCAUUCAGGUGCUGGUGAUCUGAGCGCGCCGACAACUCAUGGGCCGCACCCUAAUGCGACGUAUGAAUCGGCUACUUGGACCCAUGGGAAUCCGGUGCUGCUCAAUUCUAUCGGCCGGCAGUCCUCAAAUCCGGAAUGUGACCUAGCCCCAAGUAUCCCUGCUCUUGCCACUACUAUUCUAACACCAUACAAAGACUUUGGUUCAUUACUCGCAAAUCCCGUCUGUCUUCCGGUCGAUUUGUGCCAACUCGGGUUCCGUACUAGUCCAUCCCAGUCCACCUGCUGUUUAUCGUCGAGGUCAUGUGAAAAGCGAAUGAGCUCGCUGUCCACUUUGCUCUCCUUUGUCCGCGUGUCCUCUUCUGCUCAAUCCUUGUUAAAACACUGCAACUCAUUAUGGCCAUCCGCUCCCCAAGAUGGGUCCAUGGUCGAAACUGCGCAUUCAAAAAUGGACAACGGGACACCCAGGUUUGUGUCGCCUGUUUCAUCUCUCCGACCUGCUGAAAUCAAGUCAGAACACCCAUAUGCAGGUAGUACCAAGCCCUCAUCUGCUUUUAACUGUAGCUCCAAAGAGGUACAGAGACAGCUUGCGUCCCAUAAUAACGCAUGUCCAUCACUGGACGACACGUCCCCUCCCACUUCGUUUUUUGGGCAUCCUGGGGCUCCUUUUCGCUGCAUAUCUCGCAGAUGCCGUCGUGAGGAUUGUGCUUCGGUACUGCCUACUGGACGCGAUAGCACUGUGUCGGAAACUGCCAGCGCCACCACCACCAUCACACAUGAGUCUUGGAAGGCGCAACUUGUAGACGUGGUCACCUGCUUCCUAUCGAGCAUGUUCUCUGGGGCACACGAACGGGCGCUCAAUCGACUCGUGUGUAUCGCUACAACAGCGCAGAGUCAAGGCGACGUUGGCUGUUGCUCUGAUUCGCCAGAGCCAUUGUUCGAUGCAUGCGCGUACGCCCACGUGGCGCAUCUGCUAGCCACCUACACAUUCCCUCUGGAGAGUCGUGCCAAAAUACAAUCGGCUCUAUCACGGCUGAGAAUGGACGAACUUCUCUUGGACGCCAAAGAUGCGGUAACGGAACUGGAAGAAGCGGUUCGUGCACUUUGCCCAUCUGCUUCGGUUGAUCCACAUCAGCCGAUGCAUUGAACCUCCCUCUUUAGGUGUGCCAGUCUCUUUCUUGCUGCAGCUCCCCACCUUGAUCACACCGGUCUUUCCACUCCACUCGCGCCACCUGCCUCUCUUCCAUGUUGCGCCGUUGCUCUUUCUAUCCCGCUUGGUCUGUAACUAAUUUAAUAUGCGCCAAUCUUUUCUCUUGUAUUGCCAUCUAAACACGUCUUUCUCACUGUUUCCACCCCCACCAUCUGCGCUGCUUCGACAACUAUAGGUUUCUUUUUUGCUCGCCUGCUUGUUUCCUCUUUGUACAGCGUGUUUUCAUCGACCUAACUUCGCUCGUAUGUGUACAGCUUUCACCCCAACAUAUUUUCACUUGGAGCAAAAACAGAACCAGAUAAUAGAGAUUAUUUUCUUG
This is a messenger RNA of Dicrocoelium dendriticum, 6286 nucleotides long. Lineage: Eukaryota; Metazoa; Platyhelminthes; Trematoda; Plagiorchiida; Dicrocoeliidae. The record is from the annotation of a GenBank genome assembly.